Molecule: messenger RNA, 2467 nt
Organism: Owenia fusiformis
Lineage: Eukaryota; Metazoa; Annelida; Polychaeta; Sabellida; Oweniidae
Source: the annotation of a GenBank genome assembly
CACAACAGAAAAUGCAGGAGUACAUUUAAAGCGGUCACUAGGGCUGUUUAAUGGUGUCGCACUCAUUGCUGGUACUAUCAUUGGCAGUGGUAUCUUCGUCAGCCCUAAAGGUGUCCUAAUGGAGUCUGGGUCGAUUGGCGUGGCAUUAGUCAUCUGGACCAUCUCUGGAUUCAUGUGCCUCGUUGGAGCUCAUUGCUUAGCAGAGCUCGGCACGUGUAUAACCAAAUCAGGAGGACAAUACGCAUACAUUCAGGAGGCCUUUGGACCUCUCGUAGGAUUUCUAUACAUGUGGACAUUUAUAUUGAUCUCUGCCCCAACAGCCAAUGCUGUAAUUGCCUUAACAUUUGCGGAGUAUGUUAUCUACCCAUUUUUUCCUGACUGUCCCUCUCCUGAUCUUGCUAUACGACUACUAGCUGCAGGGGCCAUAACUCUUUUGACAUUUGUGAACUGCGCCAGUGUGAAUGUCGCCUCAAAGGUUCAGAACGUCUUCACAGUCAUUAAGAUUGUUGCCCUUUGCACAGUUAUUUUAACAGGAAUUGUGAAGUUGAUUCAAGGUGAUGUAAGGCUCUUCGACAAUGCAUUUGAAGGUUCCAACACGAAUCCUGGAUCUAUCGCUCUAGCAUUCUACUCAGGCCUGUUCAGCUAUUCAGGAUGGUAUGCACUAAACUUUUUGACAGAAGAAUUAAAGAAUCCAUACCGGACCUUGCCAUGGGCAAUUUGGAUCUCAAUACCACUGGUGACAGUCAUAUACGUACUGGCCAAUGUUGCGUACUUCGCUAUAUUGACAAAAGAUGAAAUACUUGGCUCAGAUGCAGUAGCUGUGAGCUUUGCCAUGAAGAUGUUUGGUAUGAUGGCUUGGGUUAUGCCUGUCUUUGUGGCCUGUUCCACAUUUGGCAGUUUGAAUGGCUGUAUCAUGUCCGUAUCUCGCCUCUUCUUUGUUGGGGCAAGGGAGGGCCAACUCCCAGAAGCCCUAGCUCUGGUUAGCCUUGCAACAUACACCCCUAUACCAUCUUUGAUAUUUGAGUGUGUGAUGUCAUUGCUGUACCUCCUAGUAGAAGAUGUAUUUACUUUGAUCAAUAUGUGUAGCUUCAUGGAAGCACUAGCUGCAGGUGUAUCUGUAGCCUCACUACUCUUCUUACGCUAUAGCCAGCCUAAGCUCAAAAGGCCCAUUAAGGUUAACCUCGCUUCUCCAACUGUAUUUAUUGUAAUCUCCGUAUUCCUGGUGGUCAUCCCAAUUGUGUUGACUCCACGUGAUACUCUAUAUGCUGUUAUUGUCAUGGCAACUGGUGUACCAGUCUAUUGGAUAUUUGUCCUAUGGAAAGACAAACCCAAAGCUAUUAGACGUCUUAAUCAAACGUGUACAACAUAUAUACAACGUAUGAUUAUGGGUGUUCACGGAGAGGAAGAUAAAAUUGAUUAGUACCAUGUCAGCUAGGAGACAGACAUUGAACACUAAAAGAUAAUGCAAACAAGAAAACACACAAGAUACUUAUGAUGCAAAGGUACAGCUGGCAGUAAAACUUAGGAUUAAAUGGACAAUUACUAAUUAUCACUUUCAUCAAAAAUGACACAUAAGACUGGACAACACUAGACGCAUAUAUACAUGGUCAUCACAACGCUAAUGGGCUUAAUUCUUUGUUUCCAAACAGGCUGCAGUGGAAAGGACUAAAAACAUUAUAUUGGAUCAUUUGUGUAAACAUUUAUAUCAUCCUUCAUUGGUAUAGUCUCAUUAAAGGUGCAUAUGGGAGACAGAAGUUUGUAGUAAUAACUUCUGAUAUGCUGAGAAUUGACAAUUAAAAGUUUUCCUGCUGAUAUGUGUAAAAUUUUGUGACUUAGAAUUCUGAUUGGGUGGUUGGACUACCCUCAUUUUGAUGGCUCGACAUAAGUUAGAAAAUAUUCCAGAGAGAGAAAGUAAAUAGACAAUCAACAAAAUGCUCUCAUAUAUAAUAUUUAUGGCAGAGAGUGUUCAUAGGUUCAUGUACUCUCAGUUGUAUUGGAUAAUAUGGAAAUAUUGCUCUUAUGAAAUGAAAAAUCCUAUUUUACAUCAGUAGAUUUCCCUAUUUAUAAUGCAGAUUGAAUUUUAACAGAAAAUUCUCUAUUGAGUCGAGUGUAUUUUGGUAUUAUUCGAUUCAAUUUAUUUCAUGAUUUUUCGAGUUGACAUGCUAUUCAGGCACAUUGUAUCAUCAUUUUGGAGCAUCAUUUUCAAACCACAACAUUUAAAUUGUUUGUGCUUAAUUGUUGUUUUAUGUUGAUGUAUUAACUGUUACAUGUUUGUGUUGGUAAUAACGUUUGUUUUAUGUUGAUAACUAUUGUUAUAGCACCCUCCGUGGAAUAUAUUGCAUUCAGUUUAUUUUUAAGUUUGUGAUUCAGUUGGUCCUUUCUUUAAGCAUUCAUAUGUUCAUGUUGUUGUUACUAUGGAAAUCAUGACAUCAUCUGAGAACAAUGGACUUGAAUUAAUGAAAGCAAU